AUGUCAGCUGGCUUUUAUAAAGGAAUAUCUUCAGAACAGGAUACUCGUUUUACAAAUGCAGAGAAAAAACUUUUAAGGAAUACAAAAUUUCCUGAUGAAUUCUCUGUUAAGGUAGAUAUGGAUAAGGUCAAUUUGUCUGUUAUGAAGCCUUGGAUUACUCAGAAGGUUAUUGAUUUGUUAGGGUUUGAAGAUGACGUAGUCAUUAAUUUUGCAUUUCAAAUGAUUGAAUCUACACGUUUUCCUGAUCCAAAACGAAUCCAAAUAAAUUUAACUGGUUUUUUAGAAAAAAAAGCAUCUCUUUUUACUAAAGAAUUAUGGGCUCUUUUGCAAUCAGCUCAACAAAGUACUGGCGGCAUACCAGCUAAAUUUGUUGAAGAAAAGAAAGCAGAGCUUCAAGCUAAAAAGUUGGAAGAGAAGCGCAUAUCUGAAGAAAUGAAAAAACAAAAGGAAAAUGAUCAAGAAAAUGAUGAGAGAAUAAAUGCUAUUAGGGAAAGAGAAAAACAAUCUAGAGAACAUGCUCAUAGUAGAAACGAAUAUCGUUCUCAUCGUAAAGAUAUAAAUGAACGACGUAGUCAGAAAAAUUACCGUUCUAGAUCACGAGAUAGCAGAACAUAUAAUCAUCGUAGACACAGUUAUAGGGUCAGUAGGUCUUCUUCUCGAGAUAGACACUUAUACGAUGAUCGGUAUUAUAAAGAAAACAGAUCACGUUCGCGGAAUAGAGGCUCAUAUGACAGAAAACAUAGAAAGGACAGAGAUAUUUCUCGAAAUAGAGAGUCUAUUGAUAGUCGGGGACGUAGUCGUAAAAGAGAUAGGUCACAUUCUCAUGAUAGAUAUCAACGUAGUCAAAAACAUCAAAAAGAUCAUUUAUCUCAUAGCUCGCAAGUCCGAUGUAAGCGUAAAAGCUACAGCAAUUAUUCUUUUAAAGCAUCUGCAUCAAGGUCCAGUGAAGAUAGUUGUUAUAGAAGUACUUCAUCUUCUAAUCAUAAUCAUCGAAAAUACUCUUCGCCUGAAACAUAUUCAUCAAAACGGUCUUCGUCAUAUGAUGAAGAAUCUUCUAAAAAACAAACACUGGAUUAUAAAGAAGAGCGUUUACAUCAUCGGCGUUCACAUUCAUAUAAAAAUGAUUAUCUUUCAAAUUCAAAAUCAGAUAAACCUUCAAAUAAUGUUAAAGAUGAUCAUAAUGAAAAAGAUCGUUCAGAUUUAACUGAAAAAUCUGUUGAAUCGAAUUCCAAAUGA
This is a messenger RNA of Pneumocystis jirovecii RU7, 1236 nucleotides long. RefSeq lists its product as uncharacterized. Gene Ontology annotation, molecular function: RNA binding. Gene Ontology annotation, cellular component: spliceosomal complex. The coding region runs from base 1 to 1236 and encodes 411 amino acids. The transcript has 5 exons. NCBI's taxonomy places the organism in Eukaryota, Fungi, Ascomycota, Pneumocystomycetes, Pneumocystales, Pneumocystaceae. Gene Ontology annotation, biological process: mRNA processing; regulation of mRNA splicing, via spliceosome. The record is from RefSeq and is a predicted model, not a curated record.